CACAAUUUAGGAUUGAAUCCAUGUUUUAUAUUAUGAAGGGAUAUGUAAUGCGAGAGGACAAUUUUAUUCACACUGACGUCGCGUCACGUUUCACAGCCCGCUAGCAACAUAAGGCGUCGGUCCCUGUCCCCUUGAAGAUGAGCGCUGCAAGUAGCCGCGCAAGUGUCGGCAAUGGUGUCCAGGUGCUGAGCAGUGAGAUGACCAAGGAACUCACGGAGCAAGGGAAGGAUUUGCUGCUGGGGGCAUUGAGCGGUGGCGGUGGACCUGACGGGGCAGCGCAUCACCUGUCCUUGCCGGCGCCCGUGGUGUCCACAAAGUCCGCGAACACGUCUCCAAUCCGUGAAGACGGGAUUGAGAGUGGUGCCUCGUCGGAAACGUCUCGGUCGCUGCCGUCGUCGUCGAAGGGAGCGAGUCGACCUCCCCCGCCGACGCACGAAGUGCAUUGGGAAGGGUACGUGCGCAAGAAGGGGGACUGGCUGCCGCGAUGGGAAGAACGCUACCUGGUCCUGGACGGCGCGUCGCUUACUUACUACAACUCGAAGGACGAGGCGCGGACAGGCACAAACCUCCGCGGUCGCAUGAUCAUCACCAAGGUGUUGCCUGAGAACUACGGCAAGGCGCAUGGAUUCCUCAUCGAAACGAUGGGCCACAAGCACUUUCACCUGUGCUGCACAACCGAACUGGAGAAGGACAUGUGGGUCGAGAUGAUGCAAGCAGCGAUCGACGAGGGCGUGCCGCACCCGCACCAGCUGCACUCGACGCCCCACCUCGAGCACAUGUCGUCGUCCACGUUCGACGUGAACGUCCAAGUGCAUUACUCCCCGACGCAAGUGGACCUGCGCAGCUUUUACAGCGCGUUCCGCAAGCUGCUCAUCUCGCACUCGUCGUCGCCGCAGUUCUUUCCCAAGCUCAGCCGCGACGUCGUCCUCACGUCCAACUACGCGCCGACAGUGCCGUUCUGGGGCGAGUACCACGGCUUGGACGGCGUCCUGCACUUCUUUUCCAUCUUGUACGAGACGGUCGAGUUUACAUCGUUCUUUGUUACGGACAUUGCUCAGGCGCAGGAAGGGUCCACGGCGGUCGUCGCCGGGCGCGAAACCAUGAAGAACAAGCACAACAACCGCAAGUUCACGCAGCAGUGGCAGCACACGAUCGAGUUUGCCCCCGACGGCCGCGUCAAGAGCCUCACGGUGACGGCGGACCCCGUCGCGGCGUCGGCCGUGUUUGGCUGCAACGCCACGUCCAGCUUGAGCCUCCCGAUUGCGUCUGUGAUUGGUAACACGAACCAAGACAACCCGGCGGGCACCGUGCUCGUACACGUACUGCGCGGCGAGCAGAUGGGCGGGCUUAUCGACUCGGACGACACCGCGACGUCGUCGGUGCCGCCGAGCUGCCGCCGCCGGCUCUUCCUCGGCAUGCGCUUGAUCGUUGAUGGAAAGACCAACGUGUAUGCGCCGCAGUCAUCCCAGAAAUGUGUGGCCAAGACGGACCUGUCGACGAUCGAGUCGUUCCCGGACCCGGUGUGGGCGUCCCAGCACACGCUGCCGUUCCAGGGGCUCAGUCGCGGCAAGCCGUGCUUCAUGCUGAUCGAAGCGUGGGGGUUUGCCGAGGACGGCGACGACAAGGAGGAGCUGAUUGGGGUCGCCAAGGUCAACCUGGCGCCGUUUCUGGCGCUGGCCAGCAGCAGCCGCAGCGUCCGCGAGAGUGUCGUGCACUCGGACAUUGCAAGGGGUGCCGUACCGCAGUGGUACACGCUGUUGAGUGCAAGUGAGACCAAGUUUUCGUGCGGCCGCGUCCAGUUGAGCAUCAGUUUCGAGUCGGAGAGUUUGAAUCCAGCCACGAUAGUCGAAGAAAGCGGCGCGACGAAUACGAAUACGGGGGGGGUCGAGGGGGACGGCGACCUGCUCGCGGCCGACGUGGCCAAGGUGGCGGCGGCGGCGGUGACGACCGUCCUGUCGAAAGAACGCUCGUACCGCGAUACCCGCCGUGACAACCACUCAUUCCGAGUCGGCAAUACAACGUUUGACAUUCCGAAACGAUAUCAAAUGAUCAAAGCCGUCGGACAAGGCGCGUACGGGUGUGUGAUUGCCGCCAGUGACACGGAGACGGGCCAGUCCCUUGCAAUCAAGAACGUGCCGAACGCGUUCAACGAUCUCGUGGACGCCAAACGCAUUUUGCGCGAGAUUCGGCUCAUGAUGCAUCUCAACCACCCGUACCUGGUGAAUCUGCUCGACCUGAUCCGCCCCACGUCGAUCCGAGACUUUAGCGACGUGUACAUUGUGACGGACCUGAUGGAAACGGACUUGCACCGGGUGAUCCACUCGAACCAGACCAUCACGGACGACCACCUGCAGUACUUUUUGUAUCAGAUGCUCGUGGCCAUCAAGUACGUGCAUUCGGCGCAGGUCCUCCACCGCGACCUGAAACCCAGCAACAUCCUUGUCAACUCGGACUGUGACGUCAAGCUGUGCGACUUUGGGCUCGCGCGGGGCGUCCAGGGCGUCGACUCGGGGCUCACCGAGUACGUCGUCACGCGAUGGUACCGUGCGCCCGAGCUGCUGCUGAGCUCCAAGUACGAUAAACCCGUGGAUGUGUGGGCGAUCGGGUGCAUUUUGGCCGAGAUGAUUGGGCGUCGGCCGCUGUUUCCAGGCCAGGACUACCUCCAUCAGCUCAAGAUCAUCAUGGACGUGGUGGGGUCGCCGGAAGAGUCGUCGCUCGACUUUAUCACCAACCCCAAGGCCAAGCGGUUCAUCCUCAAGCAGCCCAAGAAGCCCCGGCUGCCGCUCAACUCGAUCUACCCCCGCGCCACCGACUUGUGCCUGGACCUGCUUGACAAGAUGCUUGCAUUCGACCCGCGCACGAGAAUAACCAUCGACGACGCGCUCGAGCAUCCGUAUUUGGCCCAAGUCCGCGAUCGGUCGGUGGAAACGACCGCCGAAAAGCCGUUCGACUUUAGCUUUGAAGACUGCGACUUGACGCGUAAGAAGCUGCAGGAGCUCAUCUUUGAAGACGUGUGUCACUUUCACCCUGAGACGCUGGACGAACGCCCCGAAGCCGCCGUGUAAUCAAACAAAUAAAUACUAGUCGCGAACGUAUGUACAUACUAUUCUCUUGCGACGGGGUUGUUGCUUGUUAUUGGGGUCAGUUCACACCAUCGAUUAACGUGUCGGGGGCGGACGGACGGACGAGAAGGCCGACAUAGAGCUGAAUCAGAGUCAGGUGCGCGGGGUACCGACGCAGCGCUGCCAUGAGCAGAAUCUCCUCGCGGACUGGCUUGGCGGCGGCGUCCAUUGCAUACAUGGGCGGGCGGUUCACGACAGUCAGAAUGUCUUGGGGGGAGGCUUGGACGAGAGCUGGGACGUCGCACAUCAAGUUGGUGAAGAUGGACCUCCAGGAUGGGGACGGCAGCACUGGGAAAGCCUCAACGAUCACCCCAAAGCGAGCGCGGACUUGGAGUUUCCAUACGCUGGACGUCUCGAGGAGGCGGUGGAGGGCGUGGUUGGUCGUAGUGACGUGGCCCAGCGACGUUGAGUCCAUGAACUCGAACAUGACCUCGAGCACUUCUGAUGGUAGCUCGUAGAACGAUUUAACGGACAUGGAGGCGGCAGGACGUGCGAGGGGGGGGAAAUCGGACUAAAGGAAGGGAAAUGAGUCGGAGCUGCUCUCUGCCACGUAACUCUAGUACCAAUCUAGUUGAUA
Aphanomyces astaci is the source of this 3699-nucleotide messenger RNA. RefSeq names its product CMGC/MAPK protein kinase. The transcript is spliced from 2 exons. The record is from RefSeq and is a predicted model, not a curated record. The coding region runs from base 138 to 3065 and encodes 975 amino acids. Gene Ontology annotation, molecular function: MAP kinase activity; ATP binding. Lineage: Eukaryota; Oomycota; Saprolegniomycetes; Saprolegniales; Verrucalvaceae. Gene Ontology annotation, cellular component: cytoplasm; nucleus. Gene Ontology annotation, biological process: protein phosphorylation; intracellular signal transduction.